Molecule: messenger RNA, 2649 nt
Organism: Setaria italica (foxtail millet)
Lineage: Eukaryota; Viridiplantae; Streptophyta; Magnoliopsida; Poales; Poaceae
Product: glyoxylate/hydroxypyruvate reductase HPR3
Exons: 3
Coding region: 1590-2588 (332 amino acids)
Cellular component (GO): cytosol
Molecular function (GO): hydroxypyruvate reductase [NAD(P)H] activity; NAD binding; glyoxylate reductase (NADPH) activity
Source: RefSeq, a predicted model, not a curated record
ACCAGUCUCUCUCUCAUCUUUUUUACUCCUAGUUUCCUAAUCCUGCCACUUGCUUUCAACUCGGCUUUUCUCCCUUUCAUUUCUAAAUCACCACAAGGCUGCUGUACAAAUCUCCUAAUCUCUCCUUGGAUUUUUGUUGCUGGAUAUUCCCUUCCCAUCUCACCCAAGCCAUCAAGGAUUUGGGGGUUCACUGAUGGGCUGGGCAUGGGGCUGCCAAAUCAAUGAUGCACCAAAUCUCAACAGGGAUGAUGGAGCAGUGCCCAGAUCUGGUGGGAGUACCCGAAAGCAUGCACUGGUCGAUGCCACAUGUGAUGCCAUGUGUACUCCGUGGAUGUUCAGAUCAGUUGCCAACAAAUCAAUUUUAGGUGGGGAAAGCCUUCACCUUUGUCAUUUCGAGCUCUUCCUCUCUCAUUGUCCUUGUUCGCCCCCCCUCUCGCUGCUUCAAUUUUGCUCACCCCAUGUUCCUAAGCUUGUUGAUGUGCUGAUCUGGUUGUUCUAGUGUAGGAAAAAAAAAAUGGGAGUUGCCUGCCUUUCUCUGCUCAAUAGAGGAAGUUAGGUGAUUUUCGUGGUGGAUUUUUUUUCAAUGACAGAAGGAAAUGUGGAUUUUGAUAGAUUCUCAAAGAGCCAGAGGUGUUGUUCACUUGUCGGUGAGAGGUUAUGUUGAGUUCAUCAAGUGAUCAAUUAAAAAAAUGUUCACAACUGCAUAUAUGCCGGAGGAUUGAAUAUUCCUGUACAGAGAGUGGGGUGUUCUGGUACAAAGACUAGCAAAAAUAGAGUGCAGAAUUAUACAGUAUUUAUUCAUGCACAAAGACAGCAGUGAUUAACUGAGUAUACAUGUUUAUCCUUCCUGUUGUAUUGUACUCUUAAUUUCACGAUUAACCAUGCACCUGUCCGGCACCACAAAAUGUAGAUCUCUGUUAUUGUGGAAGCAUUUCGGAAGGAUUGAUCCUUCCCUUUGUUCAUCUGUUGUGCAUAGUUACUUUAGGUGCAAGUCUGACGACAGUUUUGCUCUUUUGGCAUAAGAGCAAAGAGUAUCCUCGUGUUCAUGUGUGAUGUAAAAUUGUGGAAAGAGAAUACUGCAGUCUGAAUUUCUGGGUCUAUAUAUUUGGUCUUGCUGAUUUAUCUAAUCUCUGUGAAGAGAAUACUCCGGUUUCUUAUAUCAAAUCCUGUUCAUACAAAAAGCAGGUCGGAGAAGGAACCCAUCACUGUUUUCAUGUUUUGAUCGAGGUGUUGCAUGCGUGGAUAAAAACAAAGGGAGAAAUGGUACACCUUGUGGGUUCAUCACUCUCAAGGUUGCAUUUGGGCUAGGUGAACCGUUAGUGGGCUGUCCCUGUGGGCCACUCGUUUUUAUGCUUAACGGGCCGCCAAUACACAAGAGUUUAAACCAGAGUGAAAGGGCAAACGGAAAAAAGAAAUGGCCAACUUGCCCACUCAAAAUGAUGCUAAAGCGGCAAAUUCGAGAUGCAGCAGCGAAUUGGUCCCAAACUAAUCAAUUAAUUUUGUUUCCCGCGGCAAGUCUGACAUUUCCUAUAGUUUAGCCGAUCGAGGGCUUAGGCUCCUCGACGCACUCUCACUCAGCUCAACUAGCUAUGGCUCCGGCCGCCGCCACCGCCGCAAAGUGGUCCGGCAAGCCCCCGGCUCUGCCUUCCCUGCUCCUCAUCCGCCGCGUGGACGCGUCCUUCGCCGCCGCGCUGCGCCAGCGCUUCCGCAUCCUCGACUUCUUCGCGUCGGGCGAGCCCCUCCCGGCCUUCCUCGCCGCCGCCGAGGCCCCUCGCGCCGCGGUCGUCAUGGGGGGCGGCGUCGUCCGCGUGGACGCCGCGUUCCUCGACGCCGCUCCCUCCCUCCGCUGCGUCUUCAGCACGGCCGCGGGCGUCGACUUCAUCGACCUCGGCGAGUGCGCGCGCCGCGGCGUCGCCGUUGCCAACUCCGGCAGGGUCUACUCCACGGACGUCGCUGACCACGCCGUUGGCAUGCUCAUCGACGUGCUACGGCGCGUCACGGCGGCGGAGCGGUUCGUCCGCCGCGGACUCUGGCCUCUGCAACGCGACUACCCACUCGGAUCCAAGCUAGGUGGCAAGCGUAUUGGCAUCAUCGGCUUGGGGAACAUUGGUUCACUGAUCGCAAAGAGGCUCGAAGCUUUUGGCUGUGUCAUCUACUACAAUUCCAGAAAGCCAAAGGAUUCAGUCUCUUACAGAUACUUCCCUAGUGUUCAUGAUCUUGCAGUGGAAUCAGAUGUGCUUGUCGUUGCGUGCGCGCUGAACAAGGAUACGAGGCACAUUGUGAACAUGGACGUUCUGGACGCCCUGGGGAAGGAUGGGAUCAUCAUAAACAUUGGUCGCGGAGCAAACAUCGACGAGGCCGAAAUGGUCAGGGCACUGAAGGAGGGCAGGAUUGCAGGAGCUGGUCUUGAUGUCUUUGAGAAUGAACCCGAGGUGCCAGCUGAGCUCCUGUCCAUGGACAAUGUGGUACUGACGCAUCAUGUUGCUGUUUCGACAUCGGAGUCCAGGGGAGACCUGCGUGACCAUACCAUUGCCAACCUUGAAGCCUUCUUUUCUGGUAAGCCAUUGCUUACGCCGGUGCUUCCCUAGUAAACCAUUUUACUGAUAAAAGUGUACGAUUUUGCACUCAAAAAUGGAUAUUUUGCAAUAC